GGUCGGACCAACAGCCACAUCGAGCCAAUGAAUCUAGCCGUCCGCUCCCUGUUGCCUCCCAAGCCAACCAUAUCCACUCUCGGCGCCGCCGCGCAUCUCUCCCCUCUUCUUGCCCUUCCUUCCCCCCAGGCCCCAACCCACGCAGCCUCACUAGGGGUCUACCGGCGGCGGCGACGAGAUGGUGCAGCGCCUCACCUACCGAAAGCGUCACAGCUACGCGACAAAAUCCAAUCAGACCCGGGUCGUGAAGACCCCAGGUUCGCCCCAUCUGGUGGGAAGCUUGUGUACCAAUACACCAAGAAGAGGGCGAGCGGUCCCAAGUGCCCCGUCACCGGGAAGAAGAUCCAGGGGAUCCCCCACUUGAGACCUGCCGAGUACAAGAGGUCCAGGUUGUCUAGGAACCGCAGGACUGUUAACCGUCCUUAUGGUGGAGUACUCUCUGGAAUUGCUGUUAGGGAGAGAAUUAUCCGUGCUUUCUUGGUUGAGGAGCAGAAGAUUGUCAAGAAGGUCCUGAAAAUACAGAAAACCAAGGACAAGACAGCUGCAAAGUAGAGCUCCAGGAAUGGAAUGGAAGCCUAGACACUGCGAGAAGUAAUUUUGGUGGAUGGAAAAUCUGUUUGCCUUGUGUCGAGCAUUUAGCCUGUGAGACAUGCCUGUUGAAGUGUUUGAGUUUAGAGACUGGAAUCCCUUUCUCCUUUGAAUUGUUGCUAUGUCGGGACAUCUGCUCCCCCAGUUGCUUUGUUAUGAAUUGAGAUCAUAUCUGGGUAAGAUAAUCUUGUCUAACACCUUGGCUUGUAGCAUCUUUUUCGUCCAUGUUGCUUUUCA
Messenger RNA from Zea mays, 825 nucleotides. Its product is annotated as 60S ribosomal protein L34. The record is from RefSeq and is a predicted model, not a curated record. Bases 28 to 552 code for a protein of 174 amino acids. Gene Ontology annotation, biological process: translation. Lineage: Eukaryota; Viridiplantae; Streptophyta; Magnoliopsida; Poales; Poaceae. The transcript is spliced from 4 exons. Gene Ontology annotation, cellular component: ribosome. Gene Ontology annotation, molecular function: structural constituent of ribosome.